GUGCGCGGAAACAGACACUAGGGGACAAUUGACACAAUUACACCGAGCCCUGGGUUACUUACAACGAAGCCAACCGAGGGAUCAUGCCCAAACUGGGUCCAGCACACGUGGGCGCUGUGAGCAAAGAUCUCUGGCUGUGAGUGAGGUGCUGGAAGACGGCAGCUUGGUGCUGGAUCCUCAACCAAUCAUCAAUUUAAAAAAAGUGAAAAGGAACUCCAGUGACAGGGAGGAACCCGCCACACAGGCGGAAACCUCUUGAGUUCCGGGCUGCAGUCUUGCUUGCCCGCCCGCCGAUAGCAUUUUAGUCUCAAAAAUAGCAAACAUAUCGCGAGGUGUGCAAGGAAAAAAACAGAUUGUUUUCGAGGAGUCAGUCGGACGCCCUUCAGAAGGAACCAAGUCCUCAAGAGUACAGUUUGUCAACACAAGCAUUAAAUGGAAAAUAAUUUACCCGUUCCUUCGGUGUGAGGUACUCGAAAACAAAGAAUGGCUUUCUGGGGAGAGAUAAUGAAACAACAGCAGUUCCUUCCUCAGUUGCAGGAGUUAUAUGGAAAACAUUUCCCCAUUGAAGUCAGGCACUAUCUUGCUGAAUGGAUAGAGAAACAACCAUGGAGCUCCAUUAACAUAAACCCUACCCAUGAAAACCUUGCUCGAAAUCUACUGGACACAAUGAUAACUGAAUUACAGAAAGUGUCAACUCGUAUGUCCUAUCCAGUCAAUUGCCAGCUGAAUGAAUAUGCUGCUCUCCUAAAGACCAUGUUUGAUCAGCAACCUUUAGAACUGGUGAAUACUAUGAACUGUCUCUUGAUGCGAGAAAACCAGUUAUUUCAGGAGCUUCAGCAGACCAGUGUGACUGUUGGGCUCGCUAACCCCGUACCAGCCCAAAUGUUUGUAACCACCAACAGUGAGAGGUUGAAGCAAGAAGAUGCAAAUGUGUUACAGCAGCUAACUCAACUGAACAACAAGAUCAAGACCAUUCAGAUGUACCACAGUGCUUUUCAACAAAUCAAUGAGGCUCUUGAACGUGAGCAGCAACAACUUGCGCAGUGUUACCAGUCUCAGCAGCACCUGCAGCAAGCAAAUAGCCCACUGCCAGAGUUCAAGCAGGAGGAGAGCCUAAACCAGCAGAAGAGCACACGGGACGAUCAUAGAAGGAAGAGAAAUUACAGCAUCUUGGAAGCGGUGAGAUCUCUGGAGCAGGUCCAGGGCCUGGUGCUGAAUAUGAUUCUCAACUGGAAGCGACGACUUCAGCUGUCAGGAAAUGGUGCCUACUUUGAGGACAACCUGGGGUCACUUCAGGAAUGGUGUGAUAAACUUGCGGAAAUGAACUGUCAGAUUCAGAAAGAACUUGCGCUGAUUAGCACACAGGAAGAUGUUGCUGUUGACCAGAUAUCAGGAGUGCCCGAGAAGCUCUCCUCCUUACUCAGUAACUUGGUUAGAAGUGCGUUCCUUGUGGAAAAACAGCCCCCACAGGUGCUAAAGACCCAAAGCAAGUUCUCCUCAACUGUUCGAUUUCUGUUUGGCGUGAAGCUGAAUACACAAACAAAACCUCCCAUUGUGAAAGCCAUCAUUAUUACAGAGCAACAGGCCAGAGUUAUGAGACAGCAUGAGAAUAUGCAGAGUGAAAACACAGGCGAGAUCACGAACAGUAGCAGUUUGUUGGAAUUUAGUAAUGCUACAAAAACCACCAGUGCCAGCUUCAGAAAUAUGUCCUUAAAGAAAAUAAAGCGCUCAGACCGCAGAGGAACUGAGUCAGUGACUGAAGAAAAGUUUGCCGUCCUGUUUUCUUCAGAGCUCUGCAUCGCAGGCAGUGAAAUGAAAUUCCAUGUUCAGGCCUUGUCGCUGCCAAUCGUAGUGAUUGUUCAUGGCAGCCAGGACAACAACGCUACUGCAACAAUCUUGUGGGACAAUGCAUUCUCUGAGAUUGAACGAUUACCCUUCCAUGUCCCAGACAGAGUGUCAUGGUCUCAAAUGUGUGAGACCCUCAACAUGAAAUUCAUGGCAGAAGUCCAAUCAACUCAGGGCUUGUGUAAAGAGCACUUUGUUUUCCUGGCCCAGAAGAUAUUUGAUGAGCAGAGUUACAUCUUGGACGACUUCACAAACAGGAUGGUUUCUUGGUCUCAGUUUAACAAGGAAAACCUACCUGGACGAACCUUUACUUUCUGGCAAUGGUUUGAUGGCGUGAUGGAGCUCACGAAAAAGCACUUGAAGGAAUACUGGAAUAAUGGGUUGAUCAUUGGUUUUGUCAGCAAGCAGUACGCCAACAGACUACUGAACCUACGGAUGAAUGGGACCUUUCUCCUUCGCUUCAGCGACUCUGAGAUUGGUGGGAUUACGAUAGCAUGGAUUGACGAUUCUGAGAAGGGUGGCAGACAGGUGUUCAAUGUCCAGCCUUUCACUACAAAGGAUUUAACCAUUCGGUCGCUGGGAGAUCGUGUCCGAGAUAUUGAACGCCUGCUUUAUCUGUUUCCCGAGAGACACAAAGAUGAAACUUUCAAAAAGUACUACACAAAGGAAGCAAAGGGCAAAGAUGGCUAUCUCCACGCUGGCGUAAAGACCACGGUGAAUGGUGAACAAACGCAAAUGGUGGUGCCAAGCAUGCUCCCGUCACCAGUGGCCCAGCCUCCUAUUCUGUGUACUACAUCUGAUGUCCCAAGAUGGCAACAGAUCCCAAGCGGCAUCAACUAUGAGAAGGCAGACGCCUCAGUCACCCCAUCCAUCGCAUUGUCUCCACGCAUAAUGAUUCCCAUGAACCAGGAUGAAGAAUUUCCAAAUGCAAUUCAAGGUCAUCUUCUUGCUCCGUUUCAAAGUGGAAAUGACUUGGAGGUGAACAACUAUUAUGAAGGAGAUCAUCAGUUUGUGAGUGGCACUGAAAAUCUUCAUGUGCCCUCUGAAUUGGACCUGAAUGCUUUUCUGAACAUGGAUAUAGAAGAUUCAACUGAGUUUUGAGAUGUCUGUGAGUUGAGGAACAAUGGCCGUCAGGUGCCAGUUAUGCAGGGGCAUAUUCAUAUGUUUAAAGGAAGGCUCAUUCUGUCAGUGGUUGAGCUUCAAAUUAAGAUGUCUGUUGAGUCCAUUGUGCAUUUUCCUGUACAAAUUAGAAAGAGAUGCACGGUCAAGUGCCUUUUAACCAGCAGAUAAACCUCGGAUUGGUGAUCCCCUUUGACCAGACGUUGAGUAUAUUCUGAAUUUUAACAGUGUUACUGUGGGGAGGUGCCAAGUGGCGGGCAGGCACUUUUGUGAUAUUCGGAGUCAAACACUUGGCAAGUUUGGGCACCUUAAAACAGAAAGGAAUUUAACAUAAAGUAACUUGCUAUAGAAAAUUCAGUCCAUUCCAAUCCGAUAUUUUCAUAAAACAUAAUAUGAGAUUAGGCCAAACUAAAGCGCACCUUUAUUUUCAAAGAUUUGUAAUUAUGAAUGCUCAUGAAAGUGUUGUUUCCUUGCUAUGAAUUUAACAAGGUGUAUUAACUCUUCAGCUAAUAUAGUCAAGUUGAUGUGCUGUUUUAUAGCAUCUAUCCUGCCCACCAGAGCAUCCUAAUCCAAUAUCUACAAAAUACAUCAUAAAAAUAAUGUAAAGUGGGACUUUUACUUAUUGAGUUCAAAUGAUCACAAAAAUCAAAUUAAUUGAUGUAUUAGCUUAUACUAAGUCAAUAUAUUGCAUCUGGAACUGUUAUCAUCUAUUAGCAACCACAUAUGGCACAAAGAAGCUUUAUUUUCUAAGUAAAUAUGUAAAAAGAUAUCAUAGUGUGCUUACAAUUAAUUGAAAGUAUAUUUGGACAGUUGAUGUGGAGCAACUGAUGCACUGGAUGGAGCGGAGAGUAAUGAUUUUAUACAUGACGUGCGACUGCUCUGUGGCAAUGACAAUAGUCCUUUAACAAUGAGUGUUUGUGAUUUUGGUGCCUGCAGGAUGCAAGUACCAAUGGUUUUUCAGAACUGUUUAUGAUACGAGGGAACAUUUAAGAUGACAGUGCACCAAAUCAAUUGUUCAGUGGACUUGCGUGAGGUUACCAUGUAAUCCACUUUGGCUUGCACAUUAUUCAACAAAUAAAAAUACAAAUGAUAGGAAUCAAUGCUAUAGAGACAUUUAACAUGCCCCUCUGGGACAGGAACGCUUACUUUGAAGCCUAUUGCAAGAAUUGUUUUGCCAUUGCAAAUUAUAUACCUUGUACGGAGCUUAAAGAAUUUAUUUUGAGUUAAUAUGGUUUGUACACAAUUUAAGAACAUAAUGGCGCUAGAAUACCAAAUUCCACAUCCCAGGAAGCAUUCUGCCUUAGCAUGAGAUCUCACUAGCCUUAUAAUCUUGUGAGGGAUUGUUCUGUAUAGAUAAUUGUUGAUUCCCACAGGUAAUUCAGUACAGAAUAUACAUGAAUUUCAUAUCUCCACUAUUCAGCCUUAGCCUACUACCCUCCAAAGAAAACAGUCUCUUCUACCUCUUCCCUAAAUUAUUUCAGUCUGCACUUGUCCUCGGAAAUCUGCAAAUCACUUUUCAGCUUGUGGUGUUCUAAUGGCUUAUAGACCAUUGCUUCAGAAUGGUUGCCUGAAAUAAUGUUGUCCAUAGAUGUAAUUCUUAGUGAUAUGACGUAGUGUUAGUUUUUGUAAUCCACUGUACAUACAAUGUUUUCAUACACCCAAAUAGAUUGCAAUCGUCGAGAGGGGGUUAUCCCGUCAUUAUAUAACAGUGUAUUUUUCCAUCAUUGGUGCAUUUAGAUCGUGUUCUGUAUUGGUCAAAAAACAUUCUAUCUUCUUUCUCCAUUUGCACUUACUAUUUCGGCAGAAAACUAUUCUUACAAAAUGAUUGCUGAAAACGUCUCCAGCUUGUAAGAAAAUGAGAAUAAAAUUCCUCGAUUCUCGAUAA
This is a messenger RNA of Amblyraja radiata (thorny skate), 4849 nucleotides long. RefSeq names its product signal transducer and activator of transcription 5B-like. The coding region runs from base 484 to 2946 and encodes 820 amino acids. Gene Ontology annotation, molecular function: DNA binding; DNA-binding transcription factor activity. Lineage: Eukaryota; Metazoa; Chordata; Chondrichthyes; Rajiformes; Rajidae. The transcript has 21 exons. The record is from RefSeq and is a predicted model, not a curated record. Gene Ontology annotation, biological process: regulation of DNA-templated transcription; signal transduction.